UGUUGUGCGCCAUGAUGGGAUCGAGAGUGUGAGUGAAGGUUCGAUCCCAGCACGGCGCACCUGGCAUUGAUCAGCUGACAUCAUAUGACAGAGGCGCAGACGCUACCACACCGCACCGACGCUCACACAACCUUCUCCAUACACCUCCAACCACUAUCAGAAAUGACGAGCCUUGGCCACCUGGACCACGUGGCUGCUGUGAAGCGGGACUACAUUGCACAACCACGUAUAUGUUACAAGACGGUAACGGGUGUCAAUGGUCCACUGGUUAUUCUGGAUGAUGUCAAGUUCCCCAAAUUUGCUGAGAUUGUCAAUCUUCAUCUGGCUGAUGGCACUGAGCGUAAGGGACAAGUGCUGGAAGUGAGCGGCUCUAAGGCUGUUGUCCAGGUAUUUGAAGGAACCUCUGGUGUGGAUGCCAAGCACACUGUAUGCGAGUUCACUGGUGACAUCUUGAGGACUCCUGUUUCUGAGGAUAUGUUAGGGCGUAUUUUCAAUGGUUCUGGCAAACCUAUUGAUCAGGGUCCUACAGUGUUGGCUGAAGACUUCCUCGACAUUCAAGGUAAGUCAGACAUGCUCUCAGCAUUUCAUUACCUAUCUGAAAGUUGGGCAUGUCAGGGUCUCAUUUUAUUUUUUGCCCAUUACUUUGGCAGAGGGCAGAAGAUUCCAAUCUUCUCAGCUGCAGGUCUACCCCACAAUGAAAUUGCUGCUCAGAUUUGUCGUCAAGCAGGUUUGGUUAAACUGCCCACCAAGAGUGUUCAUGAUGACCAUAAAGACAACUUUGCCAUUGUGUUUGCUGCUAUGGGUGUAAAUAUGGAGACUGCCAGAUUCUUCAAACAGGACUUUGAAGAAAAUGGCUCCAUGGAGAAUGUGUGCCUCUUCCUGAAUCUUGCCAACGAUCCAACCAUUGAACGUAUCAUCACACCACGUCUUGCUCUGACUACAGCAGAGUAUCUGGCUUACCAGUGUGAGAAACACGUCCUCAUCAUUCUUACUGACAUGUCUUCAUAUGCUGAAGCUUUGCGUGAGGUAUCUGCAGCCAGAGAGGAAGUGCCAGGUCGUCGUGGUUUCCCUGGUUACAUGUACACCGAUUUAGCCACUAUUUAUGAACGUGCUGGCAGAGUAGAGGGACGACAAGGUUCCAUCACGCAAAUUCCUAUUCUUACUAUGCCUAAUGAUGAUAUUACUCAUCCCAUUCCUGAUCUCACGGGUUACAUCACAGAAGGUCAGAUUUAUGUUGAGCGUCAGUUGCACAAUCGUCAAAUUUAUCCACCUAUCAAUGUACUACCAUCACUAUCUCGACUUAUGAAGUCUGCUAUUGGUGAGGGAAUGACACGUAAGGAUCAUUCUGACGUCUCCAACCAGCUAUAUGCUUGUUAUGCCAUUGGCAAAGAUCUUCAGGCCAUGAAGGCUGUGGUGGGUGAAGAGGCUCUUACCUCUGAUGAUUUACUUUAUCUAGAGUUUCUUGGAAAGUUUGAGAAGUCGUUCAUCUCUCAAGGAUCGUAUAUGAAGCGCACUGUCUUUGAGUCUCUGGACAUUGGAUGGCAGUUGCUUCGUAUCUUCCCCAAAGAAAUGCUCAAGCGUAUCCCAGCCUCUACUCUUGCAGAGUUCUACCCACGAGACCGACCACAGUAGUGUGUAUAUAUCUCCAGGUGAUUAUAAACUUGGUAAUUAUAUUUUAUCAGGGAAUGGUUGUAAAUUUGUGAAAAAUAGGUUAUUGUUAUCAUUGUUUAUGGAUUUUACAAAAUGUCACAUAAAUCAUGUUUUAAGGUAAAUGUUAGCUGUAUUUAUCAAAUAUGAUCAAGAUAGAAAUAAUUUGUAAAGAAUUUAUCAGGUUAUUUUUGGAACCAUAUAUUUUUUAAAGGCUAACCCGUAAGUUUUCAUUUUUAUAAUGGUUCUCAUUUUUAAUCAUGAUAGGAUUUGUUGUAUAGUAAGAUGUUGAAAAUAUUGAUAGAUUGAUUGUGCAUUGAGCCAUAACUAGUGUGCAUGACAAGACAAUAAACAUCCAUGACUUUAACUAUUGGUUAAUUUUAAUUGAAAUGUUGGCAACAAAGGCCUGAUAAAUGAAAUUAAAAGAAAUAUUCCAGGGAUCUUUUUUCCAUGCUUUUUUUAUUGCAAUUUUUUCAGCAUAAUAAGGAAAAACAUGGAGAUACAUAAGUAAUGUUUUUAAAUAGAAAAUCACAUGGUACCCACCAUUGAGGCUGACAGAACAAACUUCAAACAUAUUGAGUUGAUAGCUUUUGUAAGUAUAUUCCUGUAGGUUGUAAACAUUUUUCUUAAUAUGCUGUUGUUACUUAGCACAACUUGGUGCAGUUGUUGUAUAUAUUAGUGGAGCAGUUGUGUUGUAUGCAUAAAGACUAGGUGAUAGAGGUUUCCAACCUACAGGGAAUCACAGGUGACACACAUUGACACAUUCCAGGAACUGACCACAGCUGCUCUUAUUUACAUAAGAGAUUAUGCUUUUAAUUUAUUAUCUUUUUUUGUGUUUACCUUGUGUAUAAUAUGUGGAGAAAAUUUAGAGAAAUGUAGUGUAUCUUUGGUCUGGAUUAGAGCAGUGUUGUAAAGUUGUGGAAAUAAUAACUGGAAUUCCGUCUAAUAAAAUGUAUAAUAGUU
Messenger RNA from Cherax quadricarinatus, 2610 nucleotides. Lineage: Eukaryota; Metazoa; Arthropoda; Malacostraca; Decapoda; Parastacidae. The record is from RefSeq and is a predicted model, not a curated record.